CCGGGACGCCCGUUACGUUUCUGAGGUUUCCGGCAACUGCAACCUGGUAGUAGGGCUCGAAUGCGGUGGGCUUUGGGGACCCGACUCCCGGUGACUUGGUUUCAGACCGGCCUUUCCGGCAAAGAAUUGGCCGCACGCGGCGAGCCGAUUGGUCAAAAGAAUGGAUUUUACAGAAGCUUACUCGGACACAUGCUCUACAGUUGGACUUGCUGCCAGGGAAGGCAAUGUUAAAAUCUUAAGGAAACUGCUCAAAAAGGGUCGUAGCAUUGAUGUUGCUGAUAACAGGGGCUGGAUGCCAAUUCAUGAAGCAGCGUAUCACAACUCUGUAGAAUGUUUACGGAUGUUAAUUCAUGCAGAUUCUUCUGAAAACUACAUUAAGACAAAGACUUUUGAGGGCUUCUGUGCGUUACAUCUUGCUGCAAGUCAAGGACAUUGGAAGAUCGCACAGAUUCUUUUAGAAGCUGGGGCAGAUCCAAAUGCAACUACUUUAGAAGAAACCACACCAUUGUUUUUAGCUGUUGAAAAUGGACAGAUAGAUGUGUUAAGACUAUUACUUCGACAUGGAGCAAAUGUUAAUGGAUCCCAUUCUAUGUGUGGAUGGAACUCCUUGCACCAGGCUUCUUUCCAGGAAAAUGCUGAGAUCAUAAAAUUGCUUCUUAAAAAAGGAGCAGACAAGGAAUGCCAGGAUGACUUUGGAAUCACACCUUUAUUUGUGGCUGCACAGUAUGGCAAGCUAGAAAGCUUGAACAUACUUAUUUCAUCGGGAGCAAAUGUAAAUUGUCAAGCGUUGGACAAAGCUACUCCCUUGUUCAUUGCUGCUCAAGAGGGUCACACAAAAUGUGUGGAACUUUUGCUCUCCAGUGGGGCAAAUCCUGAUCUUUACUGUAAUGAGGACAACUGGCAGUUACCUAUUCAUGCAGCUGCACAAAUGGGCCAUGCAAAAAUCUUGGACUUGUUAAUACCACUUACUAACCGGGCCUGUGACACUGGACUGGACAAAGUGAGCCCUGUUUACUCUGCAGUGUUUGGAGGACAUGAAGAGUGCCUGGAAAUAUUACUCCAGAAUGGCUACAGCCCAGAUGCCCAGAUGUGCCUCGUCUUUGGAUUUAGUUCUCCCAUGUGCAUGGCUUUCCAAAAGGACUGUGAAUUCUUUGGAAUUGUGAAUAUUCUUUUGAAAUAUGGAGCCCAGCUAAAUGAACUUCAUUUGGCAUACUGCCUGAAGUAUGAGAAGUUUUCAGUGUUUCGCUACUUUUUGAAGAAAGGUUGCCUGUUGGCACCAUGGAACCAUAUAUCUGAAUUUAUAAAUCAUGCAAUUAAUGCACAGAUAAAAUACAAGGAAUGGUUGCCACAUCUCCUGCUUGCUGGAUUUGACCCAUUGACUCUACUCAGCAGUUCUUGGAUUGACUCAGUCAGCGAUGACAUUCUCAUCUUCACUUUGGAAUUUACUAAUUGGAAGAGACUACCUCCAACUGUUGAAAAGAUGCUCUCUGCUCGUGCCUCAAACUCCUCCUGGGCUCUGCAGCAGUGGAUUGCUGCUGUUCCAUCCCUAACGCAUCUUUGUCGUUUGAAAAUUCGGUCCAGCCUAAAGCCAGAGCACCUCCUCUCUGACAGUUUUAUCCAGCAGCUGCCACUUCCCAGAAGCCUGCACAGCUAUUUGCUCUAUGAAGAGGUUCUGAGGAUGAAUGAGAUUCCAGAACUGGAGUCACUCAUGAUGGAGAAGUGAGUGAAGCAACWUAACACAGCUCAUUGAAAACCAUCAAGACAAAAGAGCUGUGGAAUGCAAAAGUGUUCAUGAUUUUAUUUCACAAAAGAUGAUGUUUGUUUGUGUGGUUGGAUAGGUUUUGGGAACAGUAGUAAAUAAAUGUGAAUGUUUACAAGUGGGCUCAGUAAAAA
Messenger RNA from Urocitellus parryii (Arctic ground squirrel), 1893 nucleotides. RefSeq names its product ankyrin repeat and SOCS box containing 3 (gene Asb3). NCBI's taxonomy places the organism in Eukaryota, Metazoa, Chordata, Mammalia, Rodentia, Sciuridae. Gene Ontology annotation, biological process: intracellular signal transduction. Gene Ontology annotation, molecular function: protein binding. The record is from RefSeq and is a predicted model, not a curated record. Gene Ontology annotation, cellular component: cytoplasm.